Messenger RNA from Papilio polytes (common Mormon), 6051 nucleotides. Its product is annotated as putative helicase mov-10-B.1. Lineage: Eukaryota; Metazoa; Arthropoda; Insecta; Lepidoptera; Papilionidae. The transcript is spliced from 20 exons. The record is from RefSeq and is a predicted model, not a curated record. Gene Ontology annotation, molecular function: 5'-3' RNA helicase activity; RNA binding. Bases 266 to 2932 code for a protein of 888 amino acids.
UGUUCGACCGUGUUUGUCAGUUCGUUAGGUGCAUUUGUGUUCGUGAUCCUAUCCAAUAAAACUUAGGAACAUAUUAGCAACUUUGUACUUCAGUUAUUUCCACUACAGUGUUGAGAAAAGUUGUUAAUGCUCUAGUAUUCAAACAAUAAUUGACCCUUCUAAAGUUUGACAUCUCUUUCCAUAGCUCAUUCAUCUUUCUUAGUCGUGUUAAAUCAAGUUACCGGUGGAAUUAUUAACGAUAAGCUGGAACAGAUUUAGAGGAAAGAUGUUUUGCAACGUUUGUGGUUUAGUUGACGAUUACUACGACGAAGAUGCUCUUGUAGAUCACAACAACUCACCGAAACAUGUUUGUAACAAGAUCCUAGAAGCAUAUAGAGAGAAAAAGAGAAACUUUGCCAAAAAUCGUCAUGGAGUUAUCAUACUUGGUAGAGGUGAAAGUAUGGCCAUACCUGGUGCUGAAAAGACUAUUGUUGAAAAUACUGACAACCAAAAAAUUAGAAUCACCGCUAAACCAUCUCAGCCUGUCCAAUUUUCAUUUAGCAUUAGUAAUGAUAUGAGAAAUGAAGACUUGUUGAUAGUUGGGAUUGAUUUAGCUCAUCCUCAACCCCAGUUUGUUAUCUGCGAUCAUCCAUAUGUAUUUGGGGGAGAAGCGACAAUCUUGGAAAAAAAGACAACAAUAAAGGACAAAGUGUUUGUGACAUUUUCUGCUUCCGAGAUUGGGACAUUCGAGAUGCCUAUUAUGUUCACAUUUUAUAGAAAAAGUGAUGAACAAAACAUAAUAAUUAUUCGAGAAAUGGUUGUCUCAGUGCUAGAGGAGCAGAGUUUCCAUCCAUUCACUCGGAGUCCAUACAUCAAUGGUGACUGGGAGGCUGCAGCUAAGAUCAUACCUCGUACAGGCCUUUCACCAUAUCCAGUCAAAUUCAAAAUACCCCCUUUAUUGAAGAUUCUUUUACCUCAUGGAUUAGAGGAGAAAGCGUUGGAGAAUAUCAAAGCGCCCAAAGAGACGAUGGAGGAACUAAGAAUAGUGUUAAUUGCUACAAGGAUUAUAUUUGACGAAGGACUAACGAAAAGUAACUACAUGUCAUUUUUUCAUCACCUAUUGUGGUGGGAAGAAGUUAAAGCUCGGAUUAAUUUAAGGAAAUAUAAUAUGUUUGGUGUAACAAUGGAAAAAAGGAAUGGUGCUUAUGUGUUGGAAGUCCCCGGGUUAGCUGAGAAACGACCCUCUUUGUUGAGAGGUGAUAGAGUAUACAUCAAGCCGCAAAGUUCACCAAAGCUGAAUUUCGAAUGUACCAUCAAGGAUAUUGAAUUAAGCAACAUUGUAUUGACAGAUGUUGAUGAAACUUUUGAUCCGUUUUACAAGAGCGACGCGCUGUUCGACGUGCGUUUCCUGAUGUCGCGUGUGCCCGCCGAGCGCAUGCACGCGGCCGUCAACAACGUGCACGUGUCCAAACAGCUGUGCAGAGUGUUCCCGGAGAGCCCCAAGCGACUUGUGCCUCCUAUACUUAUUAAAAAGUUCUAUAAUAAAUUGAUAGAAAACAAUAAAGAACAAAGAUCAGCCGUGGAACAUAUAAUAGCGGGUACAUCGGGCAGGGCUCCGUAUAUUGUGUUCGGACCUCCUGGUACUGGAAAAACUAUGACAAUAGUUGAAGCUAUCGUACAGCUUGUAGUUCGUAAUUCAAGGAACAGGAUAAUGGUGUGCACGGAUUCCAACAUGGCCGCUGAUCACAUCGCUUUAAUGCUUCUUAGAUAUAAUAAAGUAUUGAAUAUAAGUAACUUUCUUCUCCGUGGCUGCUCUCAAUCACGCGAAUGGAGUGUAAUGCCGCAAGAGCUAGGUCGCGUUUCCAACGGCGUCAGUUACGACACGUUCUAUUCGCUGAGCAACGCGAACGUGUCUCAAUACAGGGUGUUUGUUACCACCUUACUACAUGCCGCUAAAUAUGGAAUGGAGAAAUCUCAGGCGAUCUUCAAGUUGCAAAUGACUCACCUGUUCAUCGACGAGGCUGCGCAGGCGUCAGAGCCGGCGACGCUGGUGCCAGUGACUGGAUUGCUGGCGCCCACCGGGCAGCUCGUGCUGGCCGGAGACCCGCAGCAGCUCGGCCCCGUCUGCAUCUCCAAGGAGGCUAAGGAUAGAGGACUGGGUGUGUCGUUACUGCAGCGAUUGAGAGUAACAUAUGAGAAUUUUUAUACUGACGAUCCGAACUUCAUCACGAUGCUUGUCAAGAACUUCCGCUCGCAUCCAGAUAUUCUGGCAAUACCGAACGAGUUGUUUUACGACAGCAACUUACAGGCUUUAGCACAACUGGAUCCAUUAAGUGAGAAAAGCAUACUGAAUUUGCCGGGCGGCGAGCGCGCUGUCGUCUUCCACGCUGUUAACUCUAAAGAACAGAGGAUGGGAAAAGCACCAAGUUUCUUCAAUGAAAAGGAGUUGGAUAUGCUUAAGAAAUAUGUGAGGGCUUUGGUAGAUGUGCACAAAGUGCAGCACAAAGAUAUCGGAGUCAUUGCACCGUACAUAAGACAGGUGUAUAAAAUGAAAGAAUGGCUGAAAGCUUCCAACUACAACGAGGUGGAGGUGGGCACGGUGGAGUCGUUCCAGGGGAAGGAGAAGAGAGUGAUACUGGUGUCCACGGUCAGAGCCAACUGCAGGCUCCUAGACUAUGACGCUAAGUAUGGACUCGGCUUCCUAGUCGAUGACAAGAGGUACAAUGUCACACUGACCCGAGCUAAAGCAAAGCUUGUGAUAAUCGGCAACCCGGCUUGUCUGUCACGAGACAUUAAAUGGAGGAAAUACAUGUCAUUUUGUAACGAAUUGAAUUGUUACCACGGAAAAGAGAACCAGCAGUUGGAGCGCACAUCGCAAAUGCUCAUAGAAAUAUCACGCACAAGGUUUGAUAGAGCACGUAUCAGCGAAGAGUUAAAGAAAAAAAGUACUUAAAUGUACAGAAAUCGAUUAUUAACUGGUAACACAGAGUUAUAAGUGUUUUUGUUCUCUUUUAGGUUAGGAUUUAAAUGUUAAGUUGUCAAUGACAAAUUAUAGCCCAUAAAUGUAUGACCUAUAUAUAAUCCGGAGCAAAAAGGCCUUCAAAGGUUUUUUAUUGGAGUAAAUUCCCUUAAUUUUGUCCUUUACAAUUCAAAAUGACAUUUCAAAAAUCGUCAAAUUAAAAAAUAACGUAAAAUUUUACUGUAGACUCCAUCUAUAGGUAAUAUAUCUAUGUUUAAGCUCUUCUAUUAUAAGUUUUCUAUGUCUAUACAAGUUUUGUUUCGUUAAUACCUCUUUCUGUCUGUAUUUUCAAAGGUUAAACCUUUUUUUACUGUUUAUACAUAGUUUUUACAUGUUAUUGUCAUGUAUUUGACAUUUUAGUAAUAGUUUUUUCCUAUUCUAGAUUUUCUUAUUCAUACCACUUUUGAAAUUAAGUUUUAACGUAGAUUAAAAUCAAACAAAUCGCAAACUUAAAUCGAACAAGCAUUUGUUUCUAAGAGAUUAUAAAGUUCUUGUUUUCUUGUUCUACAGAAAAAGACAUGUUACAUAAUAAUUAAUAAGACUUUAUUAUCUUUACGUAACAUUUGUUAACAAUAAACACAUAUUUAAAUAAAUAUAAAAGUACAAUAGUAACCAAAUAAAGAUUUCGUCUUAUAGUUCAUAUUAAAAUUUUGGGCCACCAGGGUAAAACUUUUUGCACUCUAACUACAGCUCUCCGAAUUGCGUGUUACUUAAGCAAUCCCUUAGUGUGGAUUCUAUGAAAUCUACACGAAGGUAUCGCUUAGUAAUAAUUAGAACUCUGAGUGUGACAGUUAAUAGUAAUCUUUGUAGUUAAAAGUGAAACGACGCGUAAAAUAACAUGAGAACGAGUUCCGUGACGUCACAUGCUAGUAAGCUGGGUUUGUUGCAUUUUACGCGACUUUCAUGUUAUUGUGUGCGCGUUGUUUUGGUUAAUGGAAGGUAGCUGUGAUUAUGGUGCUCAUAUUCAGAUAUUCAGUUAAUCCCUAUUGUUUACGAUUUAAAAAAUAUAACUUUGUCCAUAUGAUAUUUAACAGUGUGUGACAUUGUUGAAAUAUUAACAUAAAUAACGUUAUGUUAAUAAUCGAAAAUUGAAUGUUCAAAACUAUCGAAAAUUAAGAAAUUUGAAAAUUUCUUAUGUCGAUACAAUCGAUGUUUGAUUUUAUCGAUUACAGAUAAAUGAUGUCACAUGUUGAAUGUUAAUAUUUACUGAGUUUCAACUAUCGAAACAUUUGUAUGACAACGUAUUGUUAUCUCAUUGUUUAAAUAGAGAAUGAAAAAGAUGCAAUAUGUUUCGUUUGAGUGCUUCGGAAGUGGAAAUGAUUAGGAAUUGAAAAAUCAUUUACCUUGAAGGGGAUACAACCAUGAGUUACGCCAGCUGAUGAACUAGGUUAGGCCAAGGAGGGGGGAAGCUGUCGCCUCUACCCCCUCCUUGUGACGCCUAGUAUACAACAACGUAUAAAUUAUAUUUUUUUUUUCAAUUGACUAAGAGCUUAUAGUUCGAAACGAAAUUAUUACGUGUGCCGUCUGGAGAGACCGCAUUAAAUGUGAUUUUUACUAAUCUAUAGAUAUUAAGUGUUAUGGCUAUAUACUUUAGCAAAUAAGGUUAGAAUAUGGUACAUUAUAACUCGUGAUUAAUAACAUGAGAUCAAUUUCAUCGAACAUUUUGUAUAAGAUCAUAUUUUCUUAAUUUUAACCAUUCCUUUGUGGAAAGAGAUUAAAAGUUGUAGUUUCCAUGUGUCUCAUGUUAUUGUGCACGGGUAGUAAUUGUUUUUUUUUAGAGUAAAGAGAGUGUGUCUGCUUAUUACUUUGCAUUCCAUCUAAUGAUCGCCGGAAAUAAAUCACAAGAUUACUUGGUUACAUCUUUAUUGGUUUUAACUUGAAACUUUUUACAUAAAACAAAAUUAACUACACGAAAUAAAGAACAGCUUGUAUGUACAAACUACUGUAUUCAAAUCAAAUUUUAUCUUUUUUUAUAUGAUUUGUUCUUUGUAUUGUCAAUAAUCUGCAUGCAUCAGACUUGAACUGUAAUGUUACCAUUAAAAAAAAAUAAAAAUAUUACCAUUAAAUUAUGACCUAACAGUUUAUGCAUGUGAUUUAUUGUGACAAAGACCAAAUUUUUGCUGUUUAUUUUUAAAUAUUUGUUUAGAUUUACAGUAGUGUGUAUAUACAAGUGAAACGCACUUGUAAAAUAACGUACUUUUGUAGUUAACAUCUUGAACACGAUUAUGUCAAUAAAUUUACGAAAAAGAUACUACUUUGUUUAAAAUAAAGUUUAUUAUUUAAAUUAAAAAGAUGUAAAACUCAAGUUGUAUCGUCUAUUUAAUGCAAUUGUCUUAUUUGGAUUAAAAAAAUAGAGUGACCUCGUAUUUAGAAAACUUUCCAGUGUGCCAUGCAUUUUAUUUUUAAAAAAUUUCGAGUGUCUGAACGAUUCUUGUUACAUAUUAGAGAUAUUGAUACUGUUUGUUGAAAUGAACUACUGUAAAUGGUGAUCACACAAAUUUUAAAUAAAAAAUGACUUGCAUGUCUCGUAUACAGUAGGCCACGUCAACAAAUUUGCUCGAGACUAGAUAUAAGUGAAGGUAAUCAAGUCAAAACAAUUUGACUGCAGACAGAUCCUCAUUAAAGUAACCUGAAGCUGUGAAGGAGACUAUAUUAGUAAAGAUGUCUUGUGCUAUGAGAUACUUUGUUCUAAGUUAGGUGACAGCUUUUUAGUACAAACAUGGAAAGUUGUUACAUAAAUUUUAGCUGUUAGUACACUGAAUUGAUUUGUAUUAUUUACAAUUUGGUCUUGAUACAGUAAUCUGUAUUAUUCAUUCUAAAAUACUUUAAAUUUUACGUAAUAAAUUGCUUUUUUUCUCUGUCUAAAAUAAAGAAUUAUUACUGUUUGAAGCUAAGGUUUAAAAUGAUAAAAUAUAUAAUUAAUUUACUUACGUAAACUGAAAAGAUGUUCUAUUUUGAUAUUUUUUUUUGAUAAAUUUUGUUUGUACAUCAUUCGCUAGUAGGUUUUUUUUAAAUUUUAGCUUUAAAGGAAAGUGUACUGUGAUUACAUUAAA